ACUCUAACAUAAAACUUGUCGUAUGAAAACUAAAAAACGUUUUCUACCGGUUUCGGGUUUUCAGCGAAAAUUGUGAUGUUUAUGUAAAUAAAUUAGUUUCAACUACCUUAUGUUAUUUAUUUAGGUUUAAUCGGUGUAAUAACUUCACUGAAGUGCGUUAUGUUUAAAUUAGUGAACAAUGGAUGAACACAACAGUAACCCAAUCUUGCAGCCUUCAGCUUCGUCUGGGACAGCGAAUUUAUUUUUACUGCAGCUAGGUUCCACUUCAGAAGCUAUACCUUUGCACCUGUUUAUUAACGAAGUAGAAUGUGGAAAUAAGCAAUAUUUUUUACCAUUACUGAACACAAAGCAGAAUGAGUCUCAACAACGGUUAAUUGAAAAGAAAACAUUCAAAGAUAAUACGAUUGGAACCAGCAAUGGACAAGUAAUGGAAAAUGAAAUAAUAGCAUACCCGAGCACAUGUAAAGUCACAGAACCGAAUGAAAAUAUAUUGCUAUCAACCGUAAAACCAUCUGCAGUUGAAGUUACAUCACCACAAAUUCAAAAUAAUAGACAUUCCCCAGAGAGAAAAAUAAAAACCGUACUGAGAGAAGGACACAGUAGUGGGAACCCAAAAGGAUGCAACCAGGUCCAAAGUUUAGCCUUUAGUACCCACAUUCCAGACCGUGUGGUGCCACCUAGGGCCAUAGCGGUACUACCACUAGCACUUCAAUUACGUCGUAACUGUAUAUCUCCUCGACGCUCAUUACCGCCAUGUGUCCGCUUUGGACCGGUUCAAGGUGUCACAAAUAGAAUAUUCCCAGCGGAGGCUGACGAGUUGAUGAUGGAGGCAGCUGUUGCUAAAAUUGCCAUAUUUUUGUUGAGAAGAGAUGAGGAAUCUGUAGUUCACAUUGAUGUCUCUGAUAUGGAAAGAUCAAACUGGCUAAGUCUUCUACCACUCGGUGACGAAUGCACGGCGAAUGUAUGGAUAUAUGAGGAGGAUAAUGAAUUAUACGGUGUGACGACACAGGCCAUAGCCCCGCGGACACCAAUGGCUCUCGGGUAUUGUAAGAAGUAUGCAGAGAAACACAAGCUGCCGCCAGGACAACCAGUGUUGGACCUCGAAGAAGCAUUGUCAGCCAGUCCCAAACAAUGGUGGUGUUACGAAUGUCGGCAAGCAUUCGGAUCUGUUGGGUUGCUUCAACGUCACCAAAAUAUAUGCCAUAAGGACGAACAACCUACACGUCGAAAGUACAGGUGUUCAUAUUGUUCACGGACGUUUUCAAGACUGUUUACAUUAAAAAGACAUAUGACGAGAUUUUGCACUAACAAAACUGAAAAAAUGAACUCUAGUAUUGCGGAACAGUCUGAAGCAAAGGCGAAAAUCGAUGAUAUUGACUUUAACCAAAGUACGGAAGACAACAGAAUACCCUCGGAUGAAAGUUUUCAGAACUACACAACUGGUCUCGACUUCUCUACAAACCUUUUCGACACGGAUCGUAUGCCCAAUCUAGAUAUGUCCGGCAGUUCUAGAUCGGAGAGUGAUUUUUUACCUUAUCCUCUCGGGAUAAAGUUGGAAAAUAAUAUGGAGGAAUCCCUUUCUACACUAGAGACUGAUGUUAAAAGCAAAGUCAAAAAUGAGGAGAUAUUUGUAUCAUGUGUACAUUGUAAUCAAAUUAUUUCAAAGGCAAAAAAACGUCGGCAUAUAAGAGAGUGCCCAUCACGGCGUUUCGAAUGUGAGUGUGGACAGAUAUUCCGAAAGAAAGAUAGUCUCGCUCAACACAUCUUUUUAGAACACAAAGAUAGAACUUCAAACUCUUCUGAAAGUGUGAACCAAAAGAUUAAAGAGGAGCCAAAGGACCAUAGUAGAGAAACACCCUAUAAAUGUGAAGAGUGUAGAGUAUAUUUUAAGCGUCGCGGUAUGCUAGUGAACCACCUAUGGCGCGUGCACAACACGGUGGGCGCAGUACCGCUAGAGAAGCGCGUGCGCUUCUAUCCGUGCACUUUGUGCCCCAACAUAUACCGCACGGCUGCCAAGCGGGAUCGACACGUGCAGGUGCAUCAUCCAGGCGCAGAAUUAAUCCGAGCGCCACCAAUAGAGGGUGAACGUCGGUCGUACGAGCCGGCCCGCUGUCCCGCCUGUCCACGCCAGUACAACACGCGCGCGAAAAUGCUGCAACAUCUACGAGCGCAACAUCCACACUUGGCUAUGCCAGCGAGAACUAAAACGCAAAUGAAAUCACCUAUCAAGAACAAAUCUCCGAAAUCGUCAUUCUACGACACAGUGACACAACCACCACUAAGUUUUGAUUGAUAUAAUUUGAUUGAUAAUUUCAGUUUUGAAACUUUUACGCUUAAUAAAAUUUUGACUUUA
This is a messenger RNA of Pectinophora gossypiella (pink bollworm), 2353 nucleotides long. Its product is annotated as zinc finger protein 64-like. The transcript has 17 exons. The coding region runs from base 179 to 2293 and encodes 704 amino acids. The record is from RefSeq and is a predicted model, not a curated record. NCBI's taxonomy places the organism in Eukaryota, Metazoa, Arthropoda, Insecta, Lepidoptera, Gelechiidae.